This is a messenger RNA of Apis florea (little honeybee), 2090 nucleotides long. RefSeq lists its product as uncharacterized. The record is from RefSeq and is a predicted model, not a curated record. Gene Ontology annotation, molecular function: dynein intermediate chain binding; dynein light intermediate chain binding. NCBI's taxonomy places the organism in Eukaryota, Metazoa, Arthropoda, Insecta, Hymenoptera, Apidae. Gene Ontology annotation, biological process: microtubule-based movement. Gene Ontology annotation, cellular component: axonemal dynein complex.
UAUAUCACUUAUAAUAAUAUGAAACAUAUCGAUUUAACAAAAAAGUAAAAUCAGUAUUGUGCCGAAAAGAUACACGAAUCUUUAUAUUCAAAUUAUAUUACUAUUUACUUAAUAUUAUAUUCAUUUUUUUAUUAUUAUAUUAUUUUUUUAUUCAUUUAUUUAUCUUCAUAUAUUAUAGAAAAUGAGCGUAAAAAAAGAACAAAAAUCUGAAAUAUUACGGAAAUCGGAUAAAAUGAUAGAUAAUCAUCGAGAAUUUUUAGAUAUGGAUACAGAUGAAGAAAAUUUUGGGCACCAAGAAAUACCUGAAGUUGAAGAAGAACUUUCUUCAGAACCUGAGAAACCAAAACUUUCUGAAGAAGAUCUAAUUGAAUUAGUGAAAUAUGUAAAAAAUUUAACAAUAUGUUCUUGUAAUAAUAUAAGUUGGAACAAACAAUCGGAUGAAAUAAUUAGAGAAUAUUUUAAAGAUCCAUCACAUAUAAUGCUAACUACAUUUUAUGAUAAAAAUGAAUUAAAUGCCAUGUUAAAUAUUCCGAUACAUGUAUCUAUGGGAUUUACAUAUUUCUUAAGAUCACCAUGGCAAAUUUAUACUCCAGAAAAUUUUUUAAAGACCAUUUUAUUUGGUAAUAUUAACAAAAACAUAAAAAAUAAUAUUUUAAAAUUUAUGGAAAAUAUAUAUGCACCGAUUGUGCUUCACAGUGAAGAUUACGCAUCAUUUUUAAGACAUGAUGUGUUUUUAAAUUUACAUGAAUUUAUUUCACGUUUAAUGGAUGAAAUUUAUAAACCAAUGGGUCUGACUAUUUUAUAUGUACCAAAAGAACGUCUUCUUCAAACUCUUUUAAAAUCUUCGAAUAAAAAUGAUUAUAUUUCGUUGUAUACAAAUCAAACAUCAAUCUUUUCGGAAGAAGAUGAAAAAAAACGAAAAUUAAUUGAAAGACUAGAUAAAAUAGUUUGGUUUUGGAUUGGACAAAUGCAUAGAGCAACAAUAACAUUGAAAUGGAGAAAAAUUAAAAAUUUACAAGAUGAAGUUGAUUAUUGGAAUGCAAAACAUAAUAUUGAAAAUUCUGUGACAGAAAUAUUGCUUCUUAUAUUAUUUGUUUGGACAGAAUCGCCAUUUUAUUCUAAUAAGAAUAAUAUGGAAAUAUUAUGUCAAGCAUUAAGUUCACAAAUAAUGGAACAAUGUAUAAACUAUAUUAAUUUAGAUAUUGCUUUUAGAGAUGAUCCUAAAAUAGGAAUAGAGAUGUUGAAAAAGUGUAUAUUUUGUUGCAAUAUUUAUAAAACAAUUUAUGAUCACAUUAUGACGAACAUUACGUCUUAUACUAAUUCUAAUAAAAAAUGGAAUAUAAAUCGAAAAGAAGUUUUUAAUAAAAUUGAUAUUUUUCAACAAAGAUGCUAUGAUAUCAUUGAAAUAUGUGAAGCAUUAACAAUAUUUGGAAGAGAUGGUAAAAUAAGAUUAAUAGGAGGUCCAAAAGGAGUCGAUUAUGAAGCAUACUGGCGACAAAUAGAAUUUUUGUUUUACGAAAGUUUAGAUGAAAUUAUAACAGCUCGCAAUAUCAUUUUUACUAUUAUAAAACCUGUAUGGCUUAAUAAAAUGAAACAAUUUAGAUAUACAAUUUUACAAUUAGAAAAUAUGGUAAUUAAUUUGAUUAAUAAUAUAUUUAAAAAUGUAAAAAAUAUAGAAGAAGGAAUCGAAGCAAUUUACGCUUUACAAAAAUUUAAAAAAAAAAGUUUACAAGAGAUAUUACAAAAUAAAUGGAUACAGAUAUGGAAAAUAUUUAGUAAUGAAAUCGAACAUUGUUACAUUAAUGUAAUUCGUCAAUCAAAAAAAAAGAUAAAUAAUGAUGUGAAUUUGUUAUGCAUUUCACAAUACUUAAAAAAUCAAUAUUCUAUAAUUAUAAAUGCAUUAGAUUGGAUAGGAGAUUGUAAUGUUGAAAAGUGUGUUUUGCAACAAUAUGAACAUGUAUUAAAUGUAAUUGACAAGAGACAAAAGAUGUUUAACAUUUACAAUACAAAUACAAUAUACUAAUGAAAUUUUUUAAGAUUACAAUAAAAGAUAUAAAUGAAAUAAUAAAAAUUGUUUAUAAAAAUUUUGU